CAUGAACGAGAGAUUACUUCUUCUUCCCGUUUUCAUUCUCUAUUUCACAAAUACAAAAGUCUCCAAGAUUGCUACUUCCAGACUUCGAAUUGAAGGGACUCGUGGGGGUGGUUUGCUCGAACCUACCAACAAUUUGUAGUGAGGGAAAAUAACACUCUAAUGAGAGUGAUCUAAUCACGCUUUCAAUCGAUUAUUUUCUACCAACGUCAACUUAUUUUUUUGUUCAACUUGAUUGUUCUACUUCUAUGAGCUCAACUAGGAAUUUAACAUCAUCCAAGUGGGGUGUGAAAGGUUACAAUUUGAAAAUAGUUUUCUUCACAAAAGGAUUAAAAUUAAAAUGUGAACGGAAUGAUAAUUGGGAUACAUGGACCCAAUUGUUACGUAGAAAAGUUUCUGGACGUACUUCUUAUAUGUUCAUCUAAAAAAGCUCCAAUUGACCGUUUGAUCACAAGCGGGCGCCGCAGAAGGCCAGUUCCCAACUGCGGCACAUCCCACAAACACAGACUACCGUUCUCUGAACCUUUUUAAGGUAAAAUAGAAAAGAGAAAAACUCAGCAAGGGAAAGGAAGAGAGGAACCAACCAAAACCCAGCGAAGCAACGACCUCAACAGAAGACCGGUUGCAACCCUGUCUUCUUCUUCUUUUGUGUCGGAGUGGGGAAAGAGAAAGAGGAAUUGGCCGAAACUAAUGAGUUAUAGGUUUCUUCGCCAUUUAUAUACUUCCCCGGACUUCUGCAAUUUUGUAGCUGUUUCAGUUCACGCUUCUGCCCAAUUCUAGCAAACCCUAGUCUCGCCAGGUAAAAUUUGGUCUUAAUUGCUGGGUUCUUUUCCUGUUCCCCUCUAGCUGCUUCUGGGUUUGUUUCCAUUCUGCUAAAUUCGUGAUCUUUACUAGUUUUCCUCUCGUGGGUCAUUACUUACUACGGCGAAUUGGGUUCUCUCUUCCUUUGGGGCUUUACAGGAGUGUUGAACUCAAUUACGGCCAGUGUUAGUGAAUCACAGUUGACUUCGUGAGGGGUAAAGGGACUAUGGAUAAUAACCCACAAGGUGAUGACAAUGUGGGGAUCCCAGAUGAUUUGCGGUGCAAGAGAUCCGAUGGGAAACAGUGGAGAUGCACUGCAUUGUCUAUGCCCGAUAAAACGGUGUGUGAGAAGCACUACAUCCAGGCUAAAAGGAGGGCGGCUAAUUCAGCUCUAAGGGCUAGUCUAAAGAAGGCCAAGAGGAAAUCAGCGGGUGAAAGUGAUCAUGAUGUCUACUUGGAGAGUAAGAGUGAUGAUUUCGAUAUGCCUCUUGCUAGCAUAAAAUCCGAGGACCAUAACGUUUCAGUCUCGUCCAAGAAGAAGCUGUCCAAGAAUCACGGGCGGUACUCUCCUGAAGGGCCGAUGAGGAGUUUGUCUGCUAGAAACGCUCAGAAGGACGACGACGAAAUGGAGAGAGAUGUGGAGUACGAAGACAAUUGGAGAUCGUAUGAUACGCCGCCACCUUCGACAAUGGAUUCUUCCAGAAGUAGGUCACAGAGGAGUUUUGAUGCCACACCCGUGAUGGAUUACUCUGGUGGAACCACAGAUUCCUCUGAAGACAUGGGAGGACAGGCUUGUCAUCAAUGCCUGAGAAAAGAUGGAGGCAGAGUUGUUUGGUGUCUCAAAUGUGACAAGAGAGGCUUUUGUGAUAGUUGCAUCUCUGCAUGGUACCCAGAUAUUUCAAUAGAAGAAAUUGAGAAAGUUUGUCCUGCUUGUCGAGGUAUCUGUAAUUGCAAGGUGUGUUUGCGAGGGGAUAAUAUGGUGAAGGUUAGAAUACGGGAGAUACCGGUCUUAGAUAAAUUGCAAUACCUCUACUGCCUAUUAUCUUCAGUACUUCCAGUAGUUAAACAGAUCCAUGAUGAGCAGUGCUCUGAAGUAGAGCUGGAGAAAAGGCUUCGUGGAACUGAUAAUAUAGAUCUUGCUCGAGUCAAAUUGAACGCAGAUGAACAGAUGUGCUGCAACAUAUGCAGGAUACCGAUUAUUGACUACCAUCGACAUUGUCCUAAUUGCUCGUACGAUCUUUGCCUUCAUUGUUGUCAAGAUCUCCGAAAAGCAUCUGGUAUUAGUGGUGAAGUGGUAGAUAUAAGUCGAGACAUAGGAAGUGCAGUUUACCAAGUCAAAGAAUCGAAACUAAGACUGGACUUAUCAGAGGAGUAUCCUCUCUGGAAGGCCAACAGGGAUGGCAGCAUUCCUUGCCCUCCAAGGGAGUACGGCGGCUGCGAUUAUUCAUCAAUGAGUCUAAGCCGCAUAUUCAAGAUGAAUUGGGUUGCAAAGCUGGUCAAGAAUGUGGAAGAGAUGGUCAACGGGUGUAAAGUCAAUGAUCCGCAAACACUUUGGUCAGAUGAUUCCACAAUGUUCAAGUGUUCUUCUGAUGAUAUUAAAGUGCAAGGGGUCAAUAUUUUCAGAAAGCAUUGGGGUAGGGGUAAACCAGUAAUUCUCAAGCGAGUAUUUGACUCGCUGUCGGCGCCAAGCUGGGAUCCAAUGGUUAUAUGGCAAGGCAUCUGUGAAACAUCUGACGGAAGAACGAAAGACGAGAAUAGAAUGGUCAAGGCCAUUGACUGCUUAACCCGGUCCGAGGUUGAUCUCGAACUAAGCCAAUUCAUUAAAGGUUACAAAGAAGGAAGAAUGCGGGAAGAUGGUUCACUUGAGAUGUUGAAGCUGAAGGACUGGCCUUCCCCAACUGCUUCUGAAGAGUUCUUAUUGUACCAGCGGCCUGAGUUUGUCAGUAAACUGCCACUACUCGAGUUCAUUCAUUCGAGAUUGGGCGUCUUGAAUGUGGCUGCCAAGUUGCCACAUUAUUCUUUGCAGAAUGACGUGGGGCCUAAAAUUUAUCUGUCCUAUGGGAGGAUGGAAGAACUCGGUAGAGGCGAUUCAGUAACCAAUAUUCACUUGAAAAUGCGUGAUAUGAUGUAUCUUCUGGUGCACACGCACGAGGUGAAGCUACAGGGUUCUGCCCCUGAGAGCGAGCCAUCUGAUUCUGAAACAAGCACGGACGGGGGAGUAGUACUACCAGAUUUAUCUCUUGGCCAACUGGAGAUGCAAAAUUUGGGGAUGGCAACUUCUGAUGACAACAAGAUCACUGGAGACCAAGAGGUUGCUGGGAUUUCCACAAACAUCGAUGAUGAUGUUGACGAGAGAAUGGAAGACGUUGAGUUGGAGCAUACUGACGAUGCCAAGAGUGUGAAGCAUCAGCACUCAAAGAAAGAGAUUGAAGGAGGUAUAUCAAACGAGGCUCUCCCAGGAGCUCAUUGGGAUGUCUUUCGUAGGCAAGAUAUCCCGAAGCUGGUUGAGUAUGUGAGGAACCAUGCCGAGGAGUUUGGGUACAUAGUUGAUGCUGAUUCAGCUGCCCACUUGCUUUACAGCGGCACAGUAUUCCUCGACAGACAUCACAAGCAAAAAUUGAAGGAAGAACUAGGAGUCGAGCCAUGGUCAUUUGAACAGCAUUUGGGAGAAGCUGUGUUUAUCCCAGCUGGAUGCCCUUUCCAAGCCAGGAACCUUCAGUCCACUGUUCAUGUGGCCCUCGAUUUCUUGUCUCCGGAGAGUGUGGAUCAAGCCGCUAGAUUAGCAGACGAAAUUCGCUGCCUUCCAAAUGACCAUGAAGCUAAACUUCAAGUUAUGGAGGUGGGGAAGAUAUCGCUAUAUGCUGCUAGUUCAGCCAUCAAAGAAGUCCAGAAACUGGUGCUUGAUCCAAAAUUCAGUGCAGAGGUUGGCUUCGAGGAUCCAAAUCUGACAGCUGCAAUCUCCGAGAACUUGGAGAAACUCACUGGUCCUAAGCAGAUAAGUUGUGCAUGAAACUUGUAUCAUACAGUAAAUUGUUAAAGUUGGAUGACAGAAUACAUUAGUACUCUAACCGCCUGCCUUAUGUAGAAAUGUACUCAAGUGUAUCUUUGGCUCCUGGCCAUCUCUCUGGCUGUAUUAUGAUGUUCAUAAACACAUUCAAUUGCUCAUCUCAUUCUUUAGGCCACUCUUUGUGCUAUGGAGUUGCAGAUAAAUGAAUCAAACAAGAGGCUGGACGGGAUUAACAAACAUGGUAACAGUGG
Molecule: messenger RNA, 4056 nt
Organism: Linum trigynum
Lineage: Eukaryota; Viridiplantae; Streptophyta; Magnoliopsida; Malpighiales; Linaceae
Source: the annotation of a GenBank genome assembly